Messenger RNA from Ictidomys tridecemlineatus (thirteen-lined ground squirrel), 3386 nucleotides. The record is from RefSeq and is a predicted model, not a curated record. NCBI's taxonomy places the organism in Eukaryota, Metazoa, Chordata, Mammalia, Rodentia, Sciuridae.
AGCGACUCCGCUUCUCAUCCUUCAAGCCCAGAGUUCUCUGCUCCAGGGACUCAGGUGACUCUGCUGCCUGUGACCCCCCCCACACCCCCAUCUCGGGUGCCUGGAGGUUCCUCGAGAGGACGCUGGGUCGCCACAGAAGACAAAAAUGAUGUCAGUGACCUUCAAGGAUGUGGCUGUGAACUUCAUGCAGGAGGAGUGGGAUUUGCUGGAUGCUUCCCAGAAGAACCUUUACAGAGAUGUGAUGCUGGAAGUCCUCAGAAACCUGGCAUCUAUAGGAAUCAAAUGUGAUGAGAAGAACAUUGAAAAUCGGAUCAAAAAUUUGGGGAGCAAUCAAAGGCAUGAAGAUUCUUGUACUGGGUGGCAACCUGAUGAAUUACUUUUUAAAUGUAACGUAUGUGGGAAAGACUUUGCUUACCAAAGUUUAUUUAGAAUACAUCAGAGAAAACAUACUAGAGAGAGAUCCUAUGAAAGUCAACAAUGUGGAAAAGCCCACACUACUUUGUCUUAUCUUCAGAUACAAGAACAAAUCCAUACGGGCGAGAAGACCAAUGAAUGCCAACAAUGUGAAAAAGUCUUCACUACUUCUUUAUCCCUUGACAGACAUGAACGAACGCAUACUGGAGAGAAGCCCUAUCAAUGUCAACAAUGUGGAAAAGCCUACAGUACUUCAUCUUACCUUCAGAUACAUGAACAAAUCCAUGCUGGAGAGAAGCCCAAUGAAUGCCAACAAUGUGGAAAAGUCUUCACUACUUCUUCUUCCCUUCACAGACAUGAAUGGACGCAUACUGGAGAGAAGCCCUAUGAAUGUGAGCAGUGUGGCAAAGCCUUCACUCAGUCCAAUCGCCUUCACUCACAUGAAAAAACUCAUACUGGGGAGAAGCCCUAUGAAUGUCAACAAUGUGGGAAAGCCUUCAGUACUUCUUCCUACCUUCACAUACAUGAGCGGACUCAUACUGGGGAGAAGCCCUAUGAAUGUAAGCAGUGUGGCAAAGCCUUCACUAACUCCUCUAUACUUCACAGACAUGAAAGAACACAUAUGAAAAAGAAACCCUAUAAAUGCCAACAAUGUGGGAAAGCCUUCACUACUUUGUCUUACCUUCAGAUACAUGAACAAAUUCAUACUGGAGAGAAAACAAAUGAAUGCCAACAAUGUGGAAAAGUCUUCACUACUUCUUCUUCCCUUCACAGACAUGAACGAACGCAUACUGGAGAGAAGUCCUAUCAAUGUCAACAAUGUGGAAAAGCCUAUACUACUUUGUCUUACCUUCAGAUACAUGAACAAUUCCAUGCUGGAGAGAAGCUCAAUGAAUUCCAACAAUGUGGAAAAGUCUUCACUACUUCUUUUUCCCUUCACCGACAUGAAUGGACGUGUACUGGAGAGAAGCCCUAUGAAUGUAAGCAGUGUGGCAAAGCUUUUGCUCUAUUGUCUAGCCUUCACUCACAUAAAAAAACUCAUACGGAAAAUAAACCCUAUGUAUGUCAACAAUGUGGAAAAGUCUUCACUACUUCUUUUAACCUUCACAGACAUGAACAAAUGCAUACUGGAGAGAAGCCCUAUGAAUGUAAGCAGUGUGGCAAAGCCUUCACUAAGUCCUCUAAACUUCACAGACAUGAACAAAUGCAUACUGGAGAGAAGCCCUAUAAAUGUGAGCAGUGUGGCAAAGCCUUUAGUAUUUCCUCUAAACUUCACAGACAUGAAAAAACUCAUACUGGGGAGAAGCCCUAUGAAUGUCAACAAUGUGGGAAAGCCUUCAGUACUUCUUCCUAUCUUCACAUACAUGAGCGGACUCAUAGUGGGGAGAAGCCCUAUGGAUGUAAGCAGUGUGGCAAAGCCUUCACUGACUCCUCUAAACUUCACAGACAUGAAAGAACACAUACUAGAGAGAAACCCUAUGAAUGUCAACAAUGUGGGAAAGUAUGCACUACUUUGUCUUACCUUCAGAUACAUGAACAAAUCCAUACUGGAGAGAAUCCCAAUAAAUGCCAACAAUGUGGAAAAGUCUUCACUACUUCUUUUUCCCUUUGUAGACAUGAACGGACUCAUAGUGGAGAAAAGCCUUAUCAAUGUCAACAAUGUGGAAAAGUCUACAGUACUGCCUCUAACCUUCACAUACAUGAACAAACCCAUUCUGGAGUGAAGCCCUAUGAGUGUAAGCAGUGUGGAAAAGCCUUUGCUAGAUCUUCUCAGCUUCACAAACAUGAACAAACUCAUACUGGAGGGAAGCCCUAUGAAUGUAAAUAGUGUGGCAAAGCCUUUGCUGAAUCUUCUCAGCUUCACAGACAUGAACGAACUCAUAGGGGAGAGAAGCCCUAUGAAUGUCAACAAUGUGGAAAAGCCUUUGCUACAUCCAGUCACCUUAAGAGUCAUGGAAGAACACAUACUGGAGAGAAGCCCUAUCAAUGUAAGCAGUGUGGCAAAGCCUUCACUCAAUCCCAUCAUCUUCACAGGCAUGAAAAAACACAUACUGGAGAGAAGACUUAUGAAUAUCAACAAUGUGGAGAACCCCUUGACACAUCCAGUGAACCUCACAUACAUGGAAGUAUUCAUGCAGAAGAGAAGCCUAAUGAAUACCAACAAUGUGGAAAAGUCUUUNNNCAGUCCUCUCAUCUUUGCUCACAUGAACGAACUCAUACUGGAGAGAAGCCCCAUGAAUGUCAACAAUGGGGAAAAGCCUUUGAUAUAUCCCAUCAGCUUCACUUACAUGAACAAACUCAUAUUGCAAAGAAAUUGUACUGAUGAAAACAAUUGGCAAAGACUUCUGUUAUUACUGUUCUUCUCAUCAGCAUGUUGGAAGUUUCCUGGAGAAAAUUCUUUAAAUGUGACAUGUGGUGGAUCAAUAUUUCUUGUCCCCUUCAAACACAUUGCUCACUACUGGGGAUUGUACUGCAGAUUUGGUCUGGUGGCCCUCUACCACUGAGACACAUCCUCAUUCUUUUUUAUAUUUUUAAUUUUGAGACAGAGACUUGCUGAGUUCCUUAGGGUUGUUCUAAAAUGCUGAGGCUAGCCUCAAACUUGUGAUCCUUCAGCCUAAGCCUCCCAACUCUCUGGGAUUAAAGGCAUACAUCACCACAUCUGGCUGAAUAACUGUUUAAAUGUGAAAAAAUAUGGCAAAUCAUUCCAUUUUCCCUGUUGUCUUCAAAGCCAUUUCCCUCACUGGAAAACAAACACUCUGAAUGGGGACGAUUUGCUACACUCUAGCAGCUUCAUGUUCCAAACUUAGUUUCCUUCCCUUUUAUGAAAAUACUCAUGGAGAGAUGCCCUGUGAAUAUGAUAAAUGUGGGAAAUCUUUUAGUUUUUGCAGUUUAUUCUGAGUACUAGAAGAUUCUUUUGGAAAGUUUCAUGCCAAAAUGAAUAAAUCCUAUGCAAGUAAGAAAAAAAUAAAUAA